Messenger RNA from Pelobates fuscus (common spadefoot toad), 1710 nucleotides. RefSeq names its product protein Z-dependent protease inhibitor-like. NCBI's taxonomy places the organism in Eukaryota, Metazoa, Chordata, Amphibia, Anura, Pelobatidae. The transcript has 5 exons. Gene Ontology annotation, biological process: blood coagulation. The record is from RefSeq and is a predicted model, not a curated record. The coding region runs from base 80 to 1369 and encodes 429 amino acids. Gene Ontology annotation, molecular function: serine-type endopeptidase inhibitor activity.
CCUCGGUAGUGAACACUAACCUUUGGCAGCUUAGAAGUUGGUGGAGUAAAUUAAGGGCACACUGACAUCUGCACUUGGAAUGUUAACCAUGAGAUUAGAACUUUCUUAUUUUCUUCUAAUUGGUCUAUGUUUGGCCUUCAAGGAUCUUGCUAGGAAGGAGAAAAAAGACCAAAGUCUGCAGAUAAAUUGGAAUGGAACCGCUUUGAAUGCAAGUCAUUUUAACAACAGUGCAGUUGGCAAUGAACUGUCUGUAAAUGAUGUAACUGAAAUGAAUAGCAAUUUUGGAUUCAAUCUUUACCGGAAGAUGGCAGACAAACAUGACAAUAAUCUAUUCUUCUCACCAUUUAGUGUGUCAUAUAGUCUUGCUUCCCUAAUGUUGGGAACACAGGGAGCUACAUAUGAACAGCUGCUGGAGGGUCUAAAUUUGAAUAAAUUCAAGAACCAUAAGAAACCAUAUAUUUUGCCUGCUUUAUUUAAAAAAGCAAAAGAAAAAAGUAUGAACAAUGAAGCAUUUAUUCUAGAUAUUGGAAGCUUUUCAUUUGUGCAUGAAACAUUUCCCCUGAAAGAGGAAUUUCUCAACCUGACCGGCAAGUAUUUUGAUAUUGAAUAUCAGACUGUUGAUUUCCACAGCUCAGAGGCCAAAAAUAACAUCAAUGAUUAUGUGAAUAAAAAGACAAAAGGUAAAAUUACUCAUCUUUAUGAUGUCCUUGACCCACAGACAAAGCUUCUCUUGCUGGAUUAUAUUUUAUUCAAAGGCAAAUGGCUAUAUCCAUUUAACCCAGAUUUAACUGAGAUGGAUACAUUCUUUAUUGACAAAUAUAAUUCUGUUAAGGUCCCAAUGAUGUACAAAUCAGAUAACGUGUAUUUCAUGGUUGAUAAUAAAUUAUCCUGCACAGUUGUAAAAGUCCCAUAUAGAGGAGAUGCUUACAUGCUCAUCGUGAUGCCAGAAAAGGAUGGGGAUUUUGUCAUAUUAGAAGAUCACUUAAAUACAGAACUCAUACACAGCUGGCUUGCACAGAUGAAACCCAGAAAAAUGGAAUUAUAUCUCCCAAAAUUUAAAUUGGAUCAAAAAUAUACAUUAAGAACAUCGUUGGAAGAACUGGGAAUUCUUGACAUAUUCACUGGGAAAGCAAAUUUAACUGUGUUAACUGAGGAAAGAAAUUUAAAGCUGUCAGAGGUGACACAGAGGGCUGUAAUUGAAGUGGAUGAGAAGGGAUCAGAAGCCUCUUCUGUGACUGGAUCAGAAAUCACGGCAUAUGCUUUGCCCUUCACAAUCAGAGUGAAUCACCCUUUCCUUUUCAUGAUAAUUGAAGAAAAGUAUAAUUCACUAUUCUUCAUCGGAAGAGUGGUCAAUCCAACAAAGCUUUAAAAAAAAAAAAAAAAAAAAGAGAGCAGUUGUAAGCACUGCAUGCUGGCAUGUAUAACAAAAUGUAAUUGUCUUUAUUAUCAUAAUACCCUUUUGAAUGUGAUAAAAAGUAACACCAGAAAACAAAACCACAUCUGUAAGUUAAUGAACAGAACUCUGCAAUGAGAACUCGUCAAGCAGAUACUUUUAGAAAUUCAGCAGAAUUCAAACACAGCAGGCUACUACUAAGUCCAGGCCAAUCCUAACAUAAAUGUUUCACAAUGUUUCUAUUUUUAAAAAUCAACUCAUUGAAAUUAGUUUUCAUUUUUUAUAGUCAAUAAAUAGUUAUACAAUUUAGAAACAGA